UGGCAAUAAAUUUACCUUCUUCCUGUCACUUUCUAAUAACAGUUUUUGCUCUGCUUUUUAAGUUAGUAAAUGAAUGUAAAUUGCAGUGUAUUCGUAAACAACUUUUUAGUAGUCAGAGGAAGCAUAAUUUUUUAAAAAGACUAAGAAAAGAUCCAAUUCGUUAUGUAAUCCUAUUAAUUCAACCGAUUGAAUAACUUUGUUUCUUUAAUCGUUUUAUUAGAAUGGAUCAUUUGGCUCAAGAUUUAUCUGUAGCUCUAGAAGAAUCUGAAUCUUGUGGUCCCGCCGCUUACGAAACAGCAAAAAAAUGGGGAUUCAGACGAAGAACACGGUCUACUGGAAAUUUACAUUUACCAGCUUGUAAAGCAGGUGAUUAUCACUCUGACGACAGUUCUAGUAGUACAUCUGAAAUUCGAAUUCAACAGUUAGCAAAAAAUAAAUUAAAUCAAUCAGAUUCAGAUGAACUGUCGCUUAGGUUGGCUGUUACAAAAGCAGUCAAUAAAUCCCAUUCACUAAGAAUGAAGCAUCAGAUAAAUAGUUUCUUGCGAGGACGUUAUAAUAGAUUAGGAUUGCCACUCAGUCAUAGUUUAGAAAGUGAUUCAUUAAAUGAGCAUUCUCCAGCACGCCCCAUGAGACGUAAAAGGAAACUUAAAAGAAUGAACAUUGAUGAAAAUCCUGUACCUCCCUGUGGUAAAAGAAAAAGGCCACAGCGACUGGAUGCUGUUGAAAACUAUCGUUCUCUAAGAAACAGCUUUAAAAUUAAACCUUUACAUCCUAGUAUUACCAAUAAAAUACAACAGUACUAUCAGAAUGAAAUAAAUGAAUGUAAUAUGAUGGAAACUCAAUGUAUCAAUGAUAAUUGUGAUGUUGCAAGCGAGAGCAGCUUAAGUUGGAGUGGUGGAGAAGGGCAUGAGGGAGAUGAUGAACUGACUGAUUGGGCUCCAUCAAUAGACAAUGCUAUUGAUCAAGCAUUUUGGAAUGAUAUUGAUCCCAGAGAAAUUCGUGCAGGAUGCAGAAGACUUCGCGAAGAGAGGCCAAGUUACAGCAUUAGCACAGGAGCAAAUGAAAGGGUUGCUAGGUUUCUUCAAGAUGCCACCAAGUCAGAAUUGCAUUUAUAUGGAGUUGAACGGGAAAAACUGGGCCAACUGGCUGCUCUUUAUUCUCUGGAUAUGUGGUUUGAAGAGCCUGGUUGUUCACUUUUACGUAAAACAAAACGCACACCAUGCAUGCAACCUGCCCAACGAUAUCAUAGCGGAUUCAGUGCCGCAUACAAGAAGAUCAGGACGCAUAACCAUGUCAUAUCGUAAAAAAGGAAUGAAACAAUGUUUUUAUUGUUUAUACCAAAUGAGUGUUCGUAAUUGUUCGUCAAUUUUCCGUAAUGUUCACUGUGGCAUCGUGUCAGAUUAGCGAAAAUUUUAAUCAAGAUAUUAGUGUCAAUUGGCGUUUCGUGACGUUAUUAAAGCUUCAUAGCCGAUUUUAUUAUAAUAAUUAUUUUAUCGUAGAACAAAUUUAUAAGCAUUUUUUGGUGUCUAGAAGUAUGAUUAAGAAAAACCUAAUCCGAAAUUGUGGGAUUUGCAUAUCUAAAAUAAUCUAAGGGGUGGGUAAGUAUUGUAAAGAACAUGCUAUGGUUUAAAGGAUAAACACAUUCCUCACAGUAUUUACAUAUUUACAAUUUAAUUUGAACUGUUUCUUUAAGUAAAUUAUAACACUUGUAAUUUCCAUAAAUAUAUUCAUUAACUCAUAAAAUAAAUUCAGAUAAUUGUAUUUUCACAAACAAGUAAAAGAAAUUAGUGUAUAUACUUUUAAAAGAAUUUUGGAUAGCCAGAGU
Molecule: messenger RNA, 1825 nt
Organism: Agrilus planipennis (emerald ash borer)
Lineage: Eukaryota; Metazoa; Arthropoda; Insecta; Coleoptera; Buprestidae
Product: G patch domain-containing protein 2
Exons: 5
Coding region: 222-1304 (360 amino acids)
Source: RefSeq, a predicted model, not a curated record